GACACCAUAAUGGCUACAGUUGUGAAGUGACGUACUACGCUCGCGUCUCAAAUCGUGCGAAAUAAUGCGCUGCAGCUGAGCACACCGUGCUGCAACCGAGUGCACAUCGUGUGGGAAAGCGUCGGAAGCGCUCGACCAAGGCGACGAGAGUCAAAGAUGUAGCGCCGUCGAGCGAGUACUUCGAAAAUAGAGUCAACUACGCGGACUUGCCCAGUUUCAGUUUUGCCAUAGCUUGCCGAUCGCACGCAUCCGAUGGAAACCUUCGCCUACGCGACCUACCUCCAACACCUGAUCGCCACUUUGGCGAUCGUUCUUCUCUUUCGAGUCAUCUGGGUUUUCGUCAGGAUCAGACAUGCUGCCGAAGCGUGCAAGAUUCCCCGGAGAAAACCUGCCAAGCUUAUGAUUGUGCUGGGAUCGGGCGGCCACACGUUCGAGAUGCUUAAGCUGGUGGAGAAUAUAUCGACAACGUCGUACAGCCCACGUGUCUACGUGACGGCAACAACGGAUCCAAUGAGCGCCGAUAAGGCCAAACAAUUAGAGAUGUGGAGAGUCGCAUCGUCGUCACAGGUCCUUCUCCUGAGAUUCCUCUCCUCUAAAAAGGACGCCACCGACGGUCCUGAGGCGGAAGAACCUUCCGACUAUGUUGUCGAGCGCAUUCCAAGGAGUCGCGAGUUGCACCAGUCCUGGCUGACAACGGUGCCAACGACGCUUUACGCACUUCUGGCAUCAGCACCCAUCCUUCUGCGCCAUUCACCAGAUGUCAUUAUCUGCAAUGGCCCAGGAACAUGUGUGCCAAUUGUUCUGAUGUCGUUUGUGCUGGCUGUGCUGGGUACAAAGAGGACAACGGUGGUGUUUGUGGAGAGCUUCUGUCGAGUCGAGACACUGUCAUUAUCAGGCCGCAUCUUGUACCACCUUGUCGACCACUUUGUGGUCCAGUGGCCCCAGCUCACAACCAAGUACCCUCGGGCUACGUACCAUGGCCUGCUCGUCUAAGUGAUCUCUGUGCAACUCAUGUGGAUUGUGCAAGGCAUUCUUAACCUUUAGAGCGCAGGGCAUAUUAGGAGAUGCGUUGGUCUCUCUCUCUCUCUCGCAUGGGGCUUACGAUAUCUGUGUUAUGCUAGCAACAUAAACAAGAGGCUUUAAAUGAAAUGAUGAUUAGUGUGCCUUGUUCAACAGUACAAAGUGAACCACUUUUUACAUGUAGUACACAGCUGUGUCCACCAACCUGCUGCUGCUUUUCCUUUCCCUGAGAUUGUCAGAGCAAUAGGUGUUCGCUGGUUUUACCAUGAAAAGCCAUUCAUUGUUCUUACAGAUUCAGUAAUCAUAAGAAAUUUUUGAAAUUUGGCAUUUUUUAGGAGAUGUAACUGUUUGCUGUGGCAUGUUUACGACAUAAUAGAUCAGGAGGCCAUGCAAAAUAAUUAAAUUUUUUUUUUUUACAUAUAAAACAACCAGAAAUUUUUUAGUGGAACAAGUUAUGGCUAGAAGAUGCAGUCUGUCCCGAGUUUUAUUGCAUUUGGAUUGAGUAGCAGAGAGUAAACAUGAAACAAGGUAUAUGAACAUUCCACUAUUGCAGCGAGUGCAUGCGCCGCGCCCGAGCUUAGUACGCAGAGGUGCUUGAUGGUUUUAAACACUUGCACAUGCAUUUGACAUUUCGCAAGUUUGAUGUAACACAUGCAUAGGCCUCGGCGUUUCCUUUAUUCUUGCAAGCUAUUGCUAUAACUUCGAGCAUGCUGUUGGCAUCUCAAAGUACUGCUAGAAACUCGUUACAAUGGAGAAAAAAAGGGAAGUACAAAAUCCUCAUUGUGUAGGUCUAACUUAGGAAACGUCAAAUGAAUUGAUAUGACUGCAAGUAUGGGGAGUAUUUAGGAGCCCUAAUGAAAGCUCCUGCUACGUGCAUUUCCAAAAGCAUGAAAGAAAAGUCUAGCACCAGAAGCACUGCAAGGGUACUUAAAGUACGUGUGAAUGAUUGGUUGGGCUCUCCUUUAUGCUGGAGUGUUUCUUCCAUCGCAUGAAUUGAAAUAGCGCAAAUGUCAGUGGAUUGUGAGAAUGCACUUUAUUGAGACGUUGAAUAGGUGCUGGAGUAACUAUAACAGUCACCAGAUGAUGUCAACUUCUGCCAGGCUCCCAAGUUUCUCGUAGUGGCUUUUAGCCCCAUGCAAAGAACUAAGUUUGGUGUGCACUUAUUGUAUUGCAGUCUUUGCGUUGUGGAGUGGUGUUGCCUUGCACAGUCCAGAUGAGUAUCUGAGGCACAGAGAUUACUGGGUUCCCCUCUGAUAGCCUGGCUUUUUCAGGUUCAUGGCUGUGAAUUUUGUCUGGGGCCAUUUGGCUGUGGAAUUUAGAGAUGCACCAUCGCUGCCUUAAAACAUAAGGUGUUAGCUUCAUGCAUUUUGUUUGGCUGCCAACAAUGCUUAUAAGGUCAUUGCAUUGAUAUGUGGGUGCCAUACUUGUUUCAUAAUGUUCCUAGCUUUACAGCCUAAAACUUUUUACUCCUCUAUGAAACAUGUAGGAUAAAAACAAAACAAACAUUACAUGAAAGCAAGCAUUUCUGUAUGAUGCUAGUAUUGCAACAGUGUUUUUGCUAAGAUAUAGUCUGCUAAUAAAUGAAUAUGGAUCUCUGUGUGUUGUGGAGAGGCAUGCCACUAACAAUACCUAUAACUCGACGCUACCAAAGCGUAAUAGCGAUAGGGAGAGAAAAUGGGUUAUCUUUUAUCCUCCAUAUGGUUCUAUACAAUUUUUCUGUGCCAUCAAUGUUCAACCUAUUUGGUUGUUAGACUGUGAAACCAUUAUCUGCCUGUGCACACUUUCUUGCACGGCACAGGAAGCAUUUAAACACUGAGUAUUUCCACAUGAGCUUUGUGUGCAUCGGUGAUAGAAAGUAAUGAAGUAGUGGAUUGUUCAUUCAGGAACAAAUUUUAGGGUAGAUUUGUGGAAGACGCUGCAUUUUUUAAAAGUCUCAACACAGGAUCUGCAUUAUGUUCUUAAAGAAUGGUGAUGCUUUUAUAAACUCAUCAUAUUCUGGCACUUUGGUGCGCAAUUGGACAUCAUUGAUUUUAUACCGACACUAAAGAUUCAUAGACUGAUGUUCUUAAGAAAAAGGGGAGGAAGCACUGAACAUGGGCAGUGGCCACGCAUUUCAAUGGCAUUCUUGGAAGGAAUAGUUGACACUGAAAUUGUCAGGCCUACUUAUGUUGGAUACACAUCGUGCAGGCUUUUGCAAGAUGUUGCCUUCAGCACGAUUCUGAACUGCUUUGGUGACGUGAAUUAAUCGCAGUGUGCAUUCCCGUGCAACCAGAUAUUCUAUUUGCAUGCAAUAUCGAUGUUGUGUAUGUGCUUUUGUAUGGCAGCUGAUAUGCAUUGAGGCUGAGUGAAGAAUGUGACCAAACAGAACAGCACAGCCAUGAACCUGAAUGGAGGCUCCAGAGUAUUUUUGCUGCAGCGCGCCCAAAGUCCAUGGCAAGCAUAUGUCCAUUAUUGCCAAUGGGGACGGAGAAUUCACCCUAUACUAGAAUGUGUCGAUGGCGGUGGUGUCAUGCUUGUAGCUAAGCGCACUUGACGCAGGCUCUUUUGUUCGAUGCCCCUGGGUUGCUGCUGGUUCAGUAGCCCGAGGCAAGCACAAGGUUUGCCACACAGGUAGCUAGCUGCAGACUGCAUUUAAACCGAGACACCACGACACCUAAGGCACUGCACCACGUAAUUGUUUGCAGUGGCUGAUAACACAGGUUGGAAGGCAAUGUUCUAGCUCUCAAAUGACUUCUAGCACCACUGAUAUGUCUAGGAGUGUUGCCUGCUGUGCAGCUCUUGAUUUCUUUGUUCUCAUCUUUUUUUACACAGGGUUUUUCUACUACUUGAGGUUACUACUACUGAGUGGAUUGCGAGCAGCCAAUACGUUCGAAUGUUCGAUUCUUUGAUCUUAUUUUGGUUCCCCGCCCCUUUUUACUCUCUUUCGAGAAUGAGAGGUUCUUCUAGCAACCACCACUGCACAGAGCAGGCCUUUGCUGCAGCAUGGAUGGUUGUAAUGAAUGCUGUGAGAAAUGUUUAGAUGGGAGAAACAGACCCAUGCAGAAAUCAAUUAAAAAACAAAGGGAUUAUAUAUUUUAAGGAAGAGAAUGCUAGUCGUGAGAACAGUUGGGAUUCAUAGCAAAUUGCAAGGACAGUAGCGCAUCUCAGGUUUUAUUGUUGAUUUUUUUUUUCACUCCUCUCGAAGGUAACAAGCAACAUAUCCUGCUUUCCAGCAGUGCCCUGAUCUGCUGUAAGUCCUUCAGUAAAACCGGGGCACGAUUGGCCGAAUUGUUUUCUAUUUUUGAGUCUCCGGUUAAACUGCAGCGACGACCUCUGUGUGUUAUUCAUUCUCAGGAUUCUGUUUCUAAUUUUUUAGUCUCUAGUACAAAGCUGGGGCAUGUGCAAAUAUGCUUCGUUCGUGGCUGGCCCAUGGACGAGGCGUUAUGCAUUUAAGAGUGCUUCAAGCCCAUUUUGCAAGCUAUGGCACUUCCCAAGACAUCUGCCUUUAUAUUUGUUCCCUCGUAGUUACAUUCACAAGCUUCCCACAUGCAAUUUAAUGACAGUAUUGUCAUCACGGGCGCUUUGAGCCAAACUGCGCUGCUUGUGAAGUGUGUGCCGAAAACCUGGGACAUCCAAGGAAAAAGUGAUGCCUGUUAUCAAAGCUGUUUCACAAGCUUCUUUUGCAAUGGCUUGACAAGUGCAGCUAAUGCAAGUCACGCACAGCUUAAGGAAUGCCAAGCGUAGAGCCUGUAAAAUGUGUCUGUGCCCACAACUUGAAGAAAUUGGCUCAGUGAAGUGGACGCACAGUGUUUUCUUUUUUUUGUUUGGAGUGUGCAAUCCUGGAUUUUUGAGAUCUCCAGAAUAAACUUAUAACACCACUUA
Molecule: messenger RNA, 4881 nt
Organism: Rhipicephalus sanguineus (brown dog tick)
Lineage: Eukaryota; Metazoa; Arthropoda; Arachnida; Ixodida; Ixodidae
Gene: Alg14
Product: UDP-N-acetylglucosamine transferase subunit ALG14 homolog
Exons: 5
Coding region: 253-993 (246 amino acids)
Biological process (GO): dolichol-linked oligosaccharide biosynthetic process
Cellular component (GO): UDP-N-acetylglucosamine transferase complex
Source: RefSeq, a predicted model, not a curated record